UCCGCGCGCCGGUGGUAAACAGAGCUGUCAAACAACAUCGACGCCAUUUCGACAACAGCCUUAAAAUGGCAGUAAAAUGCAGAGCGAGGAUCGUUCCUCACUGAAAAAGAAGCGACGCGCGCUUCCCGUGCUCGCGAGUACAAACGCGCUUUAACGGACGCUCGAAGAGGAGACGCGGCGACACGAUGGACAUCAGCACGGCGGUGUUCAACGCGGCGAGGGACGGAAAACUGAAACUCAUCCAGAAGUUGCUGAGCAACAAAAGUCCGGAGGAGCUGGAGGCGCUGGCGGAGGAGAAGACGCAGGGAGGCACGCCGCUGCUCAUCGCCUCCCGCUACGGACACCUGGAGGUGGUGGACUACCUGCUGGAGCACUGCAAGGCGAACGUGGAGCUCGGCGGCUCCGUGAACUUUGACGGCGAGACGAUCGAGGGCGCCCCGCCGCUCUGGGCGGCCUCGGCCGCGGGCCACCUGCCGGUGGUGAAGACGCUGCUGAAGCACGGCGCCUCCGUGAACAACACCACCCUCACGAACUCCACGCCGCUGCGGGCCGCCUGCUUCGACGGACACCUGGAGAUCGUCCGCUACCUGGUGGAGCACCAGGCCGACAUGGAGGUGGCCAACCGGCACGGACACACCUGCCUGAUGAUCUCGUGCUACAAGGGCCACAAGGAGAUCGCCAAGUUCCUGCUGGAGCGGGGCGCCGACGUCAACCGCAAGAGCGUCAAGGGCAACACGGCCCUGCACGACUGCGCCGAGUCCGGCAGCCUGGAGAUCAUGAAGAUGCUGCUGAAGUGCAACGCGCGCAUGGAGCGCGACGGCUACGGCAUGACCCCGCUGCUCGCCGCCAGCGUCACCGGCCACACCAACAUCGUGGAGUACCUGGUGCACCAGCCGCGCGCCUCCCGCGAGGAGCGCGUCGACGCGCUGGAGCUGCUGGGCGCCACCUUCGUGGACAAGAAGCGCGACCUGCUGGGCGCCAUGCGCUACUGGCGGAGGGCCAUGGAGCUGCGGCAGGCGGGCGAGAAGGCCGGCGCCCUGGCCAAGCCGCCGCCGGGGCCGCCCGUGCCGGCCUACGACUGCGCCUGCGAGGUGCGCACGGCCGAGGAGCUGGAGGCGCUGAUCACGGACCCCGACGAGAUGCGCAUGCAGGCGCUGCUGGUGCGCGAGCGCAUCCUCGGGCCCUCGCACCCGGACACGUCCUACUACAUCCGCUACCGCGGCGCCGUCUACGCCGACUCGGGCAACUUCGAGCGCUGCAUCAGCCUGUGGAAGUACGCGCUGGACAUGCAGCAGAGCAACCUGGACCCGCUCAGCCCCAUGACGGCCAGCAGCUUCCUGUCCUUCGCCGAGCUCUUCUCCUUCGUGCUGCAGGACCGCGCCAAGGGCACGCUGGCCACCCGCGUCACCUUCCAGGAUCUGAUGGGCGUGCUGGGCAAGAGCGUGCGCGAGGUGGAGCGCGCCGUGGCGCAGCGCGACAGCCCGCCGGAGGCGCCGCAGUUCACCAAGGCGCUGUCCAUCAUCCUGCACCUGGUCUUCCUGCUCGAGAAGCUGGACUGCGCGCCCGAGCAGGAGCACCACAAGCGGCGGACCGUCUACCGGCUGCUCAAGCUCAACCCGCGGGCGAGGAGCGGCUACACGCCGCUGCACAUGGCCGUGGACAAGGAGACCACGUCGGUGGGCCGCUACCCGGUGGGCCGCUUCCCGUCGCUGGCCGUGGCCAGCCUGCUGCUGGAGUGCGGCGCCGACGUGGACUCGCGCGACUGCGACAACAACACGCCACUGCACGUGGCCGCCGCCAACGGCUGUCCCGAGAUCAUGGCGGCGCUGAUUCGGGCCGGCGCGCACUUCGACGCCACCAACGCGCGCCGCAAGACGGCCUACGAGCUGCUGGACGAGCAGAGCGGCGGCCGCCACGCGCUGCACCCGCUCAACUACGUCACGCUGCAGUGUCUGGCGGCCCGCGCCAUCGAGAGACACAGACUGCCCUACAAGGGGCUCAUCUCGGAGGAGAUGGAGGCGUUCAUCGAGCUGCACUGACCGCGCUACCUCCGGCCGCGAUCCGAGCAAUAACCCGGGGCUCCUCGUCGGAACCGAGCCGAGCCGCGCCGGGACGAACCGUGGACGCGCGAGGACCUUCGUGGGCCCGAGCGGCCUUUGCUGUGACCUCCUCGCUCUC
Molecule: messenger RNA, 2178 nt
Organism: Labeo rohita (rohu)
Lineage: Eukaryota; Metazoa; Chordata; Actinopteri; Cypriniformes; Cyprinidae
Gene: fem1a
Product: fem-1 homolog a
Exons: 1
Coding region: 186-2039 (617 amino acids)
Molecular function (GO): protein binding
Source: RefSeq, a predicted model, not a curated record